AUGUGCGGGCGCGGCGCGGCGAGCGCGGCGCUGCGGACGUACGUCGUCGACGGCGCCGCCGCGUUUGCCGACGCCACUUUUUCGCGCGCGUGCCCGCCGUCGGGCGGCGGCUCUCCGCGGCCCCGCUUCUCGCGUCUUCGCGCUGCGGGAGGCUGCGACGCGCGCGGCUGCGACGCGCGCGAUUGGCCCGGCGCUCGCCGUCGGGGCGGUGCGCCGCCCGACGACGCGCAGCUCUGGGGCCGGUCGCGGCUUGGCGCGCUCGCAGACGUUGCCGAGUGGCGGGAGUGGUUCACGCUCCUCGCCCGCCGCUCGCUCGCUCUACGGGAGGCGGGGGAGGCGGGCACGGCCGUGGCGGAGAGGGCGCAGCGCGGGGACGCGCGCGCACGUCUGAUCCUCUGCAACACGGCCGGCGUGCUCGAGGAGCCGGCAGAGUACGCGGCGCCACGCAUGCUGGUGCGCGACGCGACGCUGCGCGGCGAGCACGCGGCGCCGUUCGCCCCCGUCCCGCUCUUCGGCCAGCCCGCCCUGGACGCGUUCGGCGCCGCCCUCGUCGCCGCCCUCUUCCCGCGCGUCCCCGCGCUCCUCGACGGCAUCUACGGCGACCGCCCGGCCAACGCGGACGAGGCGCUCGCGUUCGCCAUCACGCAAGGGGCGUGCUCCCCGGGCGCGGCAAACGUGAUCGGCUCUGGCCAGAAGCUCGCCACAAACCGGCCGCUGAACGAGGUGCUCGACGGCGAAGCGGGCGGCUUCGGCGGGCCGGUGCUGGUGCCUCAGGGCAUGAACGACAAGGUCUCGGGCCCGGCGCGCGCCAGUGAGCGCGCCGACGCCUUCGAGCGGCUCCGGCCUGGGGUGAAGGUGUGCCGCCUCGAGGCGGGAGGGCACUGCCCGCAGGACGACGCGCCCGAGGCGGUGGCCGCGGCGAUUCUCGAAUUCCUGCCAGCCGUGCGGGAGUACGCGCAAGGCGACACCUCCAGGGGCCGUGCGGCAGACGGCACCGCCAUCUGCUCUGCGCUGCUCUUGCCCGAGCCUCCGGCCGAGCGGCUGCUCCCGUUCUGCACCGCUGACUCAUAUUUCUCGCGAAGCUCCCUCGUCAUGGCCGCCAGCUGCUUGUUUGCAGCCUGCGCUGUCGCGCAGCGAUCAACCUCGCAGUCCGCGAGGCACAGGCUGGCGGUACAUCCGUCAUAUGUGUAG
Emiliania huxleyi CCMP1516 is the source of this 1191-nucleotide messenger RNA. RefSeq lists its product as hypothetical. NCBI's taxonomy places the organism in Eukaryota, Haptophyta, Isochrysidales, Noelaerhabdaceae. The transcript has 6 exons. The coding region runs from base 1 to 1191 and encodes 396 amino acids. The record is from RefSeq and is a predicted model, not a curated record.